AUCUCUCCAAUGCGCCAACUGUAAAUACAAAUCUUUCCCAUUCAAUGGCUACCCCUGCUACUUCUUCUUCCUCAACCAAAACCUUCCACACACCUCUCUUUUCCUCUUUUCCUUCACCUUCUUCCUCGCGACCAUCUUCCGUCCUGUUCUUCCACCACCACUCCAACUCCACUUCCGCCUCCCUCAAGCUCUCCCAUUCUCACCGCAAUUCUCAUUCAUCAUCCGUCACAAAUGCCCUGCAAACCGAAGAAAUCGUGUCUUUUUCCAGCUUCAACCAACUUGAAGAAGUGAUUUCGGGAGAUAGACCUUCCAUCCUGGUCUCCGAGAAGCUUGGAGAUGCCGGAAUUCAGGUCUUGAGUGGCUUCGGGAAAGUUGAAUGUUGCUAUAAUCUUUCGCGGGAGGAAUUGUGUGCGAAGAUCUCGAAGUUUGAUGCGUUGAUUGUGCGGAGUGGCACCAAGGUAACUCGCCAGGUUUUUGAGGCAGCCAAGGGGAGGUUGAAGGUCGUCGGACGAGCUGGUGUUGGCAUUGACAAUGUGGAUCUUCAGGCCGCCACGGAAUUCGGUUGUUUGGUGGUUAAUGCCCCAACCGCUAACACGGUGGCCGCCGCUGAACAUGGUAUCGCGUUGCUGGUUGCCAUGGCCAGGAAUGUUGCUCAGGCAGAUGCCUCCAUGAAAUCUGGCAAAUGGCAGAGGAACAAGUAUGUGGGAGUAUCAUUGGUUGGAAAGACAUUGGCAGUGAUGGGAUUUGGGAAAGUUGGGUCGGAAGUUGCAAGGCGUGCAAAGGGUUUGGGGAUGAAUGUUAUUGCUCAUGAUCCAUAUUGCCCAGCUGACAGAGCCCGUGCUGUCGGUGUUGAUUUGGUCAACUUUGAUCAGGCACUUGCCACUGCAGAUUUCAUCUCCCUCCAUAUGCCUCUCACGCCCACCACCGCUGGGAUUUUCAAUGACCAGACUUUUGCCAAAAUGAAGAAGGGUGUUUGCAUCGUUAAUGUUGCAAGAGGUGGAGUUAUUGACGAAGAUGCAUUAGUCAGAGCUCUCGAUAAUGGAACAGUUGCUCAGGCUGCGCUCGAUGUGUUCUGUCAAGAGCCACCAGCAAAAGAUAGCAAACUAGUGCAACAUGAGAAUGUUACUGUCACACCUCAUCUUGGAGCCAGCACAGAGGAAGCACAGGAAGGAGUUGCUGUUGAAAUAGCAGAGGCUGUUGUUGGAGCGUUGAAUGGGGAGCUUUCUGCUACUGCUGUCAAUGCUCCGAUAGUUUCUACUGAAGUCUUGUCGGAGUUGGCUCCUUAUGUUGUGCUAGCAGAGAAGCUUGGAAGGCUAGCUGUGCAGUUGGUCUCUGGCGGGAGAGGAAUCAAAUCUGUGAAGGUAACUUAUCGAUCAUCUCAAAACGCAGAUGACUUGGACACGAGAAUUCUCCGAGCUAUGAUCACAAAAGGCAUCAUUGAACCGAUAUCAUCCUCAUUCAUCAAUCUAGUAAACGCAGAUUUCACAGCAAAACAGAAAGGCCUUCGCGUUAGUGAAGAACGUGUGGCUGUGGACUCAUCCCUGGAGUUUCCCAUUGAUUCAAUCCGGUUGAAUUUAUCCAAUGUUGAAUCUAAAUUUGCUAGCUCUGUUUUAGACAAUGGAGAUAUAACCAUUGAGGGUAAAGUGAAAUAUGGGGUACCGCAUUUAUCAUGUGUCGGAUCAUUUGCCGUGGACGUGAGCCUGGAAGGGAACCUGAUUCUGUGCAGGCAGGUAGAUCAACCUGGCAUGAUUGGCAAAGUUGGUAACAUACUGGCAAAGCACAAUGUGAAUGUCAACUUCAUGAGUGUAGGAAGAACUUACAGGAGAAAACAAGCUAUCAUGGCAAUUGGCAUCGAUGAGGAACCAAACAAGGAGGCUCUCAAGGAAAUAGGAGAUGUGCCUGCGGUUGAAGAGUUUGUGUUCCUCGAACUAUAGAGAAAAAAAAUCAUCAAACCUGCUCAAACUUGGCAAUCGGACUGUUUCUUCAUGGCGAUUUUUACCUACUGGUUGUAUUUUUUUCUAAGCUAGUGGUGGUUGUAAUAGUAGUUCUAAGAGGUUUACCGGUAAAUGGGAAGAUUUCUUGUUUGUAUCAGAAAUAUGUCUUCAAAGUAUGUGGGUAGACAAUCAGUAUUAUGUUUAAUGGUUAUGUUAAUGUUGAAUUCAAUUUUUCAA
Messenger RNA from Mangifera indica (mango), 2171 nucleotides. RefSeq names its product D-3-phosphoglycerate dehydrogenase 1, chloroplastic-like. Bases 45 to 1934 code for a protein of 629 amino acids. The transcript has 4 exons. Gene Ontology annotation, biological process: L-serine biosynthetic process. NCBI's taxonomy places the organism in Eukaryota, Viridiplantae, Streptophyta, Magnoliopsida, Sapindales, Anacardiaceae. The record is from RefSeq and is a predicted model, not a curated record. Gene Ontology annotation, molecular function: NAD binding; phosphoglycerate dehydrogenase activity.